Molecule: messenger RNA, 108 nt
Organism: Phytophthora nicotianae INRA-310
Lineage: Eukaryota; Oomycota; Peronosporomycetes; Peronosporales; Peronosporaceae
Exons: 1
Coding region: 1-108 (35 amino acids)
Source: RefSeq, a predicted model, not a curated record
AUGACGCAGGUGGAGCAAUUGCUGGACGAUCAGCAUGCCGUCCAGGAAAAUGAAUCGUCGAUGGUCGUCAUCGACGAGAGAGCGGCCGAUGAUAUUAAGAUCCUUUAG